CUCUAAGGUAGUAGGGCAUUACAUGAAUCUUUCGCGAGGCUCAACGAACAAAUGGAGCUCCUCGGCCACCACCUUUGUUAAGCCUCUUUCAAUCUCUUGGAUGACAUGAAGACGUUCAGAAGGUGUAUAGGUUUUGGGAUUAUCAUCAGUGAAGGAGAAAACUUGUACCUAAGAUCAUUGAAAGAGCUUGUUGAGUUUGUUAGCGAGCGAGUUCCACCUGAAGGAAUUCUAGAAUUUGUGAAGCAUCGAUUUAAUGGAGGGAAUCAAUCUUUCUUUCUUUAUCAUCUCCAACCACCAACACCAUCUCUCCCGGUUGUCAUCUUGCACCACAACCAACCACAGAGGAAAAAGUUGCUCUAAAGGAAGAAAUGAAUAAGAAGGAGAGUAUAAAACUCAAGAUAAAAUGUGCUGAAACUCAUGAGGGCCAUUGCAAGCAGCUAGGUUCUUCAAGGCAGUGUUGAGUUCGGUCUGACACACAUGAUGCUACUGUGGAGGACAAGGAAGAGAUAAAAGCCUACAAAUUGCAUGAGUUGGGUCACAAAGAUAUUAUAAUUUUUAAAGUUGGAGAAACAAUAAAAAGUUGGCAAGCUCGAACUUGGAGCUAGUAUUCAGGUGUUGUUGAUAAUAGUGCUGGAAGCAUGGACCAAGUGAAUGAGGAUUCACCAUAUGGUAUGAACGUAGUUUCAAUUGAAGACAGACCAUCAAGUGGUGAUGAAGAUUCAGACUCUGUAGCUCCACCUGUGCCAUCGGUCUCUGCAUCUCGCAAUGAACACAGGUGGGGUGAUACCAACUCGUAUGCUGCGAAGAAGAAGCUUCAAUCUUGGUUUCAACACCCAAAUGGGAAAUGGGAGCUUGCGAAAAUAUUGUCAAUCUCAGGGACCAAAUCUAUCAUUGCAUUGCCUGAUGAGAAAGUUUUAAAGGUACAAACUGAAAGUUUGGUCCCAGCAAAUCCUGAUAUCCUUGAUGGUGUAGAUGAUCUCAUACAGCUAAGUUAUCUAAAUGAACCAUCAGUGUUGUACAAUCUCCAGUACAGAUACAAUCAAAAUAUGAUUUACACAAAAGCAGGACCAGUGUUGGUUGCUAUCAAUCCAUUUAAGAAAGUUCCUUUGUAUGGAAAUGAAUAUAUAGACGCAUAUAAGCGUAAAACAAAUGAAAACCCACAUGUGUAUGCCAUUACAGACACAACAAUCUGGGAAAUGAUAUGAGGUUCUUUACUCGUUCAAUAUUUAUAAGAUUAUUCUUUUCAGCACAUAAAUCCCACCUUGAGAAUUGUCAUUAGCUAUUAAAAGUUCUAAUGUGACUUACUUUUUUCCAAAUGAAGUAAAUCAGUCUAUCAUCAUAAGGUUAGUGAACAAUUCCCUUCCAUUCUAUUAUAAACUUAUAAUGUUGCAGUUUCCAGUUUGUUGAUUGUUUAUUUACAUAUUUUGAUUGUAAUUUUGUUGUCUUACAUGCUUUAUAUGUUUUACACAUCUAGUACAGAAUAUACUUAGGUCCUUUGAUAUUUAAGUGAGAGAUUUAUAAGAAUUAAUGGGUUCUGUCAUGCUUGAAUGAUUUGGAUUUUUCAAAACUUAAAAAAAAAUCAUUAUUACUUUUUGUAUAUAAGAAUAUGUUGCAAUCUUGGUAACUCUAUAUAAUGAGUUUAAAUAAUAAAUCUCAUCUUAUUGUUUUGGAUGACAUUAUUAUUUAUAUAAUUGUAUUCGAACACUAAGAGGUCAUAUCUGAUCUCUUCACUUUGUGUUUCUUUUUUUAAACAAAAUAAAGUUUAAAGAAUAGAUCGAGUGUGCCAAUUAUUUGCAACCAAAAGUAUGAAUAUGAGACUUAGCCACACUAAAUUGUAUUUUGUAUGGUCUUGAAACUUUCGAAGCAAUUGACCUUAAAGUGACAUUAGGCAACUAGUGAACUUAGAAGUUGUAUGGCGUAUUUGUCUACCUAGGGAAGAAAUCUUAAAUUAUUGAGAGAAAGAGUUGGUUUAAAA
Messenger RNA from Humulus lupulus (European hop), 1975 nucleotides. Its product is annotated as myosin-1-like. Bases 639 to 1205 code for a protein of 188 amino acids. The transcript has 8 exons. NCBI's taxonomy places the organism in Eukaryota, Viridiplantae, Streptophyta, Magnoliopsida, Rosales, Cannabaceae. Gene Ontology annotation, biological process: actin filament organization; vesicle transport along actin filament. The record is from RefSeq and is a predicted model, not a curated record. Gene Ontology annotation, cellular component: actin cytoskeleton; cytoplasm; vesicle. Gene Ontology annotation, molecular function: ATP binding; microfilament motor activity; actin filament binding.